Symphalangus syndactylus (siamang) is the source of this 5404-nucleotide messenger RNA. It is a transcript of the gene VCL, whose product is annotated as vinculin. The record is from RefSeq and is a predicted model, not a curated record. Gene Ontology annotation, biological process: cell adhesion. Gene Ontology annotation, cellular component: actin cytoskeleton. Gene Ontology annotation, molecular function: actin filament binding; structural molecule activity. Lineage: Eukaryota; Metazoa; Chordata; Mammalia; Primates; Hylobatidae.
CGUGAGGCUGGUUACGCCGAGGGAAGCCCCGACUCCGUAGUCGCUGCACAGAGUCUGUCUCUUCGCCGGUUCCCGGCCCCGUGGAUCCUACUUCUCUGUCGCCCGCGGUUCGCCGCCCCGCUCGCCGCCGCGAUGCCAGUGUUUCAUACGCGCACGAUCGAGAGCAUCCUGGAGCCGGUGGCACAGCAGAUCUCCCACCUGGUGAUAAUGCACGAGGAGGGCGAGGUGGACGGCAAAGCCAUUCCUGACCUCACCGCGCCCGUGGCCGCCGUGCAGGCGGCCGUCAGCAACCUCGUCCGGGUUGGAAAAGAGACUGUUCAAACCACUGAGGAUCAGAUUUUGAAGAGAGAUAUGCCACCAGCAUUUAUUAAGGUUGAGAAUGCUUGCACCAAGCUUGUCCAGGCAGCUCAGAUGCUUCAGUCAGACCCUUACUCAGUGCCUGCUCGAGAUUAUCUAAUUGAUGGGUCAAGGGGCAUCCUCUCUGGAACAUCAGACCUGCUCCUUACCUUCGAUGAGGCUGAGGUCCGUAAAAUUAUUAGAGUUUGCAAAGGAAUUUUGGAAUAUCUUACAGUGGCAGAGGUGGUGGAGACUAUGGAAGAUUUGGUCACUUACACAAAGAAUCUUGGGCCAGGAAUGACUAAGAUGGCCAAGAUGAUUGACGAGAGACAGCAGGAGCUGACUCACCAGGAGCACCGAGUGAUGUUGGUGAACUCGAUGAACACCGUGAAAGAGUUGCUGCCAGUUCUCAUUUCAGCUAUGAAGAUUUUUGUAACAACUAAAAACUCAAAAAACCAAGGCAUAGAGGAAGCUUUAAAAAAUCGCAAUUUUACUGUAGAAAAAAUGAGUGCUGAAAUUAAUGAGAUAAUUCGUGUGUUACAACUCACCUCUUGGGAUGAAGAUGCCUGGGCCAGCAAGGACACUGAAGCCAUGAAGAGAGCAUUGGCCUCCAUAGACUCCAAACUAAACCAGGCCAAAGGUUGGCUCCGUGACCCUAGUGCCUCCCCAGGGGAUGCUGGUGAGCAGGCCAUCAGACAGAUCUUAGAUGAAGCUGGAAAAGUUGGUGAACUCUGUGCAGGCAAAGAACGCAGGGAGAUUCUGGGAACUUGCAAAAUGCUAGGGCAGAUGACUGAUCAAGUGGCUGACCUCCGUGCCAGAGGACAAGGAUCCUCACCGGUGGCCAUGCAGAAAGCUCAGCAGGUAUCUCAGGGUCUGGAUGUGCUCACAGCAAAAGUGGAAAAUGCAGCUCGCAAGCUGGAAGCCAUGACCAACUCAAAGCAGAGCAUUGCAAAGAAGAUUGAUGCUGCUCAGAACUGGCUUGCAGAUCCAAAUGGUGGACCGGAAGGAGAAGAGCAGAUUCGAGGUGCUUUGGCUGAAGCUCGGAAAAUAGCAGAAUUAUGUGAUGAUCCUAAAGAAAGAGAUGACAUUCUACGUUCCCUUGGGGAAAUAUCUGCUCUGACUUCUAAAUUAGCAGAUCUACGAAGACAGGGGAAAGGAGAUUCUCCAGAGGCUCGAGCCUUGGCCAAACAGGUGGCCACGGCCCUUCAGAACCUGCAGACCAAAACCAACCGGGCUGUGGCCAACAGCAGACCCGCCAAAGCAGCUGUACACCUUGAGGGCAAGAUUGAGCAAGCACAGCGGUGGAUUGAUAAUCCCACAGUGGAUGACCGUGGAGUCGGUCAGGCUGCCAUCCGGGGGCUUGUGGCCGAAGGGCAUCGCCUGGCUAAUGUUAUGAUGGGGCCUUAUCGGCAAGAUCUUCUCGCCAAGUGUGACCGAGUGGACCAGCUGACAGCCCAGCUGGCUGACCUGGCUGCCAGAGGCGAAGGGGAGAGUCCUCAGGCGCGAGCACUUGCAUCUCAGCUCCAAGACUCCUUAAAGGAUCUAAAAGCUCGGAUGCAGGAGGCCAUGACUCAGGAAGUGUCAGAUGUUUUCAGCGAUACCACAACUCCCAUCAAGCUGUUGGCAGUGGCAGCCACAGCGCCUCCUGAUGCGCCUAACAGGGAAGAGGUAUUUGAUGAGAGGGCAGCUAACUUUGAAAACCAUUCAGGAAAGCUUGGUGCUACAGCCGAGAAGGCGGCUGCAGUUGGUACUGCUAAUAAAUCAACAGUGGAAGGCAUUCAGGCCUCAGUGAAGACGGCCCGAGAACUCACACCCCAGGUGGUCUCGGCUGCUCGUAUCUUACUUAGGAACCCUGGAAAUCAAGCUGCUUAUGAACAUUUUGAGACCAUGAAGAACCAGUGGAUCGAUAAUGUUGAAAAAAUGACAGGACUGGUGGACGAAGCCAUUGAUACCAAAUCUCUGUUGGAUGCUUCAGAAGAAGCAAUUAAAAAAGACCUGGACAAGUGCAAGGUAGCUAUGGCCAACAUUCAGCCUCAGAUGCUGGUUGCUGGGGCAACCAGCAUUGCUCGUCGGGCCAACCGGAUCCUGCUGGUGGCUAAGAGGGAGGUGGAGAAUUCCGAGGAUCCCAAGUUCCGUGAGGCUGUGAAAGCUGCCUCUGAUGAAUUGAGCAAAACCAUCUCCCCGAUGGUGAUGGAUGCAAAAGCUGUGGCUGGAAACAUUUCCCACCCUGGACUGCAAAAGAGCUUCCUGGACUCAGGAUAUCGGAUCCUGGGAGCUGUGGCCAAGGUCAGAGAAGCCUUCCAACCUCAGGAGCCUGACUUCCCGCCGCCUCCACCCGACCUUGAACAACUCCGACUAACAGAUGAGCUUGCUCCUCCCAAACCACCUCUGCCUGAAGGUGAGGUCCCUCCACCUAGGCCUCCACCACCAGAGGAAAAGGAUGAAGAGUUCCCUGAGCAGAAGGCUGGGGAGGUGAUUAACCAGCCAAUGAUGAUGGCUGCCAGACAGCUCCAUGAUGAAGCUCGCAAAUGGUCCAGCAAGCCGGGCAUCCCAGCCGCUGAGGUGGGUAUAGGUGUUGUAGCUGAGGCAGAUGCGGCCGAUGCUGCUGGGUUCCCUGUCCCCCCUGACAUGGAAGACGAUUACGAACCUGAGCUGCUGUUAAUGCCAUCCAAUCAGCCGGUCAACCAGCCCAUUCUGGCCGCGGCUCAGUCCUUGCAUCGGGAAGCUACCAAGUGGUCUAGUAAGGGCAAUGACAUCAUUGCAGCAGCCAAGCGCAUGGCUCUGCUGAUGGCUGAGAUGUCUCGGCUGGUAAGAGGGGGCAGUGGUACCAAGCGGGCACUCAUUCAGUGUGCCAAGGACAUCGCCAAGGCCUCAGAUGAGGUGACUCGGUUGGCCAAGGAGGUUGCCAAGCAGUGCACAGAUAAACGGAUUAGAACCAAUCUCUUACAGGUAUGUGAGCGAAUCCCAACCAUAAGCACCCAGCUCAAAAUCCUGUCCACAGUGAAGGCCACCAUGCUGGGCCGGACCAACAUCAGUGAUGAGGAGUCUGAGCAGGCCACAGAGAUGCUGGUUCACAACGCCCAGAACCUCAUGCAGUCGGUGAAGGAGACUGUGCGGGAAGCAGAAGCUGCUUCAAUCAAAAUUCGAACAGAUGCUGGAUUUACACUGCGCUGGGUUAGAAAGACUCCCUGGUACCAGUAGGCACCUGGCUGAGCCUGGCUGGCACAGAAACCUCUACUAAAAAGAAGGAAAAUGAUCUGAGUCCCAGGAGCUGCCCAGAGUUGCUGGGAGCUGAAAAUCACAUCCUGGCCUGACACAUCAGAAAGGAAUGGGGGCCUCUUCAAAUUAGAAAACAUUUAUACUCUUUUUUCAUGGACACUUUGAAAUGUGUUUCUGUAUAAAGCCUGUAUUCUCAAACACAGUUACACUUGUGCACCCUCUAUCCCAAUAGGCAGACUGGGUUUCUAGCCCAUGGACUUCACAUAAGCUCAGAAUCCAAGUGAACACUAGCCAGACACCGUGCGCUGCCCUUGUUCCCUAGGGGACACUUCCCUCUGUUUCUCUUUCCUUGGCUCCCAUUCACUCUUCCAGACUCCCAAGACCCAGGGCCCAGGCAAGUCAGUCAGUUACUAAGAAGAAAAUUGCUGUGCCUCCAAAAAUUGUUUUGAGCUUUCCAUGUUGCUGCCAACCAUGCCUUCCUUCCCUGGGCUGUGCUACCUGGGUCCUUUUCAGAAGUGAGCUUCGCUGCUACAGGGGAAGGUGGCCUCUGUGGAGCCCCAGCAUAUCGGGCCUGGAUUCAUUUCCUGCCCUUCCUCAGUUUAAUCCUUCUAGUUUCCCACAAUAUAAAACUGUAUUUCACUGUCAGGAAGAAAUCACAGAAUCAUAUGAUUCUGCUUUUACCAUGCCCCUGAGCAACGUCUGUGUUAGGGAAACUUCCCGUCCCAUAUCCUGCCUCAGCCCGCCAAGGUAGCCAUCCCAUGAACACACUGUGUCCUGGUGCUCUCUGCCACUGGAAGGGCAGGGUAGCCAGGGUGUGGCCCUGUCGUCUUCCCAGCAGGACCACUCCCGGCACUCCAUGCUUAGUCACUGCCUGCAGAGGUCUGUGCUGAGGCCUUAUCAUUCAUUCUUAGCUCUUAAUUGUUCAUUUUGAGCUGAAAUGCUGCAUUUUAAUUUUAACCAAAACAUGUCUCCUAUCCUGGUUUUUGUAGCCUUCCUCCACACCCUUUCUAAACAAGAUUUUAAAGCUGUGUAGGUGUUUGUUCAUCUGUAACUCUAAAAGAUCUGUUUUAUCCUUUUAAAAUUCAGUCCUAAGAAUGAGUGCUUGUCCCCUAAGACUGUUUAAUGGCAAGGCAGCCCUGUCUGAAGGACACUUCCUGCCUAAGGGAGAGUGGUAUUUGCAGACUAGAAUUCUAGUGCUGCUGAAGAUGAAUCAAUGGGAAAUACUACUCCUGUAAUUCCUACCUCCCUGCAACCAACUACAACCAAGCUCUCUGCAUCUAUUCCCAAGUAUGGGGUUCAAGAAAGUAAUGGGUUUCAUAUUUCUUAUCACCACAAUAAGUUCCUACUAGGCAAAAUGAGAAGCCAGUGUUUCCUUUUUGGUACUUAUUACUGCUAAGUAUUUCCCAGCACAUGAAACCUUAUUUUUUCCCAAAGCCAGAACCAGAUGAGUAAAGGAGUAAGAACCCUUGCCUGAACAUCCUUCCUUCCCACCCAUCGCUGUGUGUUAGUUCCCAACAUCGAAUGUGUAAAACUUCAGUUGGUCCUGUACACUCAGGCUUUCACUAUUUCCUUUAAAAUGAGGAUGAUUAUUUUCAAGGCCCUCAGCAUAUUUGUAUAGUUGCUUGCCUGAUAUAAAUGCAAUAUUAAUGCCUUUAAAGUAUGAAUCUAUGCCAAAGAUCACUUGUUCUUUUACUAAAGAUUACUUAGAGGAAAUAAGAAAAAUCAUGUUUGCACCGGUUCUUCCAGUGGUUUGAGACACUGGUUUACACUUUAUGCCGGAUGUGCUUUUCUCCAAUAUCAGUGCUCAAGACAGUGAAGCAAAUUAAAAAAAAAAAAAAAAAAAAAUCCC